UGUGAAACUUUUUGUGGCCUGUUUUUUUUUUUUUUCUCAUUACAAAAAUAUUCUAAUCAUAUUGCACCUUUUCUAAUUCAAUGGAUUACGUUGAAAAUAUAAAACCAAGUAAGAAAGAAAAGAAAUGGCACGUUCGUAUUUGUCUAACUCAAUUCAAACUGACGAUGCCCUGCGGGCGGUUUCAGUGAAGAGAGCCCCGCGGUGAAGGGGGUUUCAGUGCAUAAUAUUCAUAUUCCAGCAUGGUGUGACUGUCAGCACUUUAUCUUUAUUACUCUGAAUUGUUGUAAUAUAUUACAUGCAGUAUGUCUUGACCGAGAGCAGGGUAGCGUUUUAAAAUUUAACACAUUUAUUUCCCGAAACUAUUGGGGCGGUAGCUCCACCUUGAAGAGGAUCGGCCCCGCCCAGCCAUUAUCAGAUAUUGUGAUUAAACAGACAAAGUACUGAACCCUUCCUGCUUGUGAAAUCGGAGAUAAAAUGGGCCUGAAGACAAAGUGACACCUGCGGAAACCACACACAGGAGGUUCACAUUGCCACUUCGUGUUUUCAGCCGCCCUACACCAGGAAGAGAAUACCGACUGCGCUUCAAUUCUGAGUUGGGACUCAUUUGUGGCUGAAUGGAUACAGGCAAAGUCAAAUGGAAGAUCUUUUUCCUCUUCGUUGUUAUUUUCAACGUCAUGCUCUUCUACACUCUGAGCACACCCAGGACAGUCACACCCAUCCCACAACCCCGUGCACCUCCAAACACAUGCCCCUUCAGGAUCUCUAAUGACACCAUCACCCCCCUCGACAAUACCAAGCACUUACUGGUGUCAGCCUUCAUGGACCAGAGAGUGAAGGGCUUUGACAUUCGCAUCAUUGGAAUAUUCAGGAGAGACUCCAUCCAACCUCUUUACUGUGUUUUCUGCUGUUCAGGCCAUUUAUCAACUACAACUCCAACAACAAUUUUACAACACUCGGACAACUUUGGUUUUCCAUUCGUCACUACAGAUGUCAUGUGUCCGAUCCCUCAAAACUGCAACGCUACGCAUGUUAGUCUUCAGACUCAGCAAGACAAAGUGAAGGUAUUUAACCAAGCUUGGCUUCCAAUAAGAAACCAGAAGGGAAAGGAGGAGAAGAAGUUUGACUUCACAGUCUGCGUGUCCAACCUGUUUGGAGAUUACAACAAUGUGCUUCAGUUUGCACAGACCCUGGAGAUGUACAGGUUGCUGGGUGUGGACAGAGUGGUGAUCUAUAACACCAGCUGUGGCCCAGACCUCGAUCGCCUGCUGCAGGACUACAGCCAGGAGGGCUUUGUGGAGAUGGUUCCUUGGCCAAUCGACAAGUUUCUGAAUCCAUCUCGUGGCUGGCUCUUCUCACAGAGUGGGGGGGACGUGCACUACUUUGGUCAGCUGACCACGCUUAAUGAGUGCAUUUACAGAUCUAUGGAGCGCUCCCAAUAUGUCCUGUUGAAUGAUAUUGAUGAGAUUAUAAUGCCAUACCAACACAACAACCUAAAACUACUCAUGGAAACGCUUCAAAAACAGCAUCCAAGGACAGGGGUGUUCCUCAUUGAGAACCAUAUCUUCCCCAAGAAACAUUUUGAGCCAAAUGGGACAUUUCAUCUUCCUCAAUGGAACGGGGUGCCUGGAGUUAAUAUUCUGGAGCACAUCUACCGUGAGGACCCUAACAGAAAAAUAUACCAUCCACACAAGAUGAUAAUUCAGCCAAGGAUGGUGGAGCAGACUUCAGUGCACGAGGUGCUCAAGAAUUUCGGAGACCGGUACAAAGUUCCGCUAAAUAUUUGUCGGAUAAUUCAUGUCCGCGUUGCUCUGCAGGGAGCGUUGACUGUGGAACAGCUCAAUGUAGACAAACGACUGUGGGAUUUCAGUGAAAAACUGAUUCCCAAAGUGGACAAAGCAUUGGAGAGAGUAGGCCUGCUGAGCUCAAAAGGGCAGAGGUGAUGGAUGGGAUGGACAGACUCAGAUGGACAUACAAACUGAACAGUUUGAGUCUUUGGAACCUCUGAAAGGAGUCGCUUGGGAAGAUCAUUGUCAAUAAAAUGCUAAAUUAUUUUCGUAAAUCAGUUUGUAUGUAUCAGCACAGUAUGCUUAUAAACCAGCUGUGCUGUUGGACUUCACUGCAGCCCACAGUGUUUUAAUCCUUCAGCUGGUUUCUCACCAUUAGCUCUUACCUUGAUUAAGAGUUAGCUGUCUGGCAGACAAAUUUUACAAAUGGUUUACCAUAUGUUUUUUAAACACAUGGUCAGUGUAGUUACGUAUGCUGAUGACUUAGUUUUGUUCAUUGGAGCUGAGAGAAAAUUCACAUGCUGAGUAGCAUGUCAUCACAAAAAUGUCUCAUAAAACUUGAAAUUGUACAAAUACAGUGGCCAGUGUAGUUCUGCGUCAUUGCUUUUGCACUAAUGUGUGUGAGAUGCACAAAAAGCUGUCUUGGCUACCUGUGGAGCUUGACUUAAAAUCAAGUCUUCUGUUAUCCAUGGAGUCUGUUAAGUGGAACGGUAUGAUGAAAACUGUUCUGUAUAGAUGUAGCCUGGAGUAUGUUCCAUGCCAGCAUGAGGCAGAUGAAAAGAGAUUUUCUUUCAAAGAGUCCUGAAGAACAAACUGUUGCAUCUGACUGAGAAAUUUUUUUGUUGUGUCUAUUUUUAUUGCUAUGAGUGAAUUAUAAUUUUAGUUUUCUUUCCAUUGUGGGGAGCAUUUGUUUUCUAAUCUCUGAUCUGUGUCUGACAUGUGUUGUGUUUUAUUGUCUUGUUGAUAUAAAGUGAUUUUGUAUAACACUGAACAUUUUGUGGUAGCUCUUGGGAAUCUGGGAAAAAAAUUAAAAUCCAACAAAACACAGAAAAAUGUUUAACUGGGCUGAAAUGGUGACAUGUAGAAUAACCUGUUCUGUUAAGAAAGUUCACUGUGUUUUUUAUAGUUUACAUCCUGCUGUUGAUUGGAUUAACAACUCUUGUGUGAUAUCUUUUGUCAACACUGUAAUCAUCAUCAUAGCAGUUAAGAUAUGGGACAUAAAAUUAAAAUAAUUAACUAAAAAGAUGGCAAAACA
Molecule: messenger RNA, 3039 nt
Organism: Scatophagus argus
Lineage: Eukaryota; Metazoa; Chordata; Actinopteri; Scatophagidae
Exons: 5
Coding region: 615-1940 (441 amino acids)
Source: RefSeq, a predicted model, not a curated record